Stylophora pistillata is the source of this 7701-nucleotide messenger RNA. Its product is annotated as sperm flagella and cilia-associated protein 2. The record is from RefSeq and is a predicted model, not a curated record. Lineage: Eukaryota; Metazoa; Cnidaria; Anthozoa; Scleractinia; Pocilloporidae. Gene Ontology annotation, molecular function: protein binding.
CAAUUUAAACACUUACUGUUGCAAUGAGCUUGCCUCAAUCAAUCUUCUUGGGACUUGAAAGGUUGAGUUUUGACAUUCAUUGUUUCAAAAAUUGCUUGGAGGUUUAGAUUUGACUGCUUUGAAUAUUUUAUUUUUAUUAGACUGCAUGGUGUGGGUGAGGGAAAGGGGAUGGGGUUGGAGAGUUGAAAGGUGAAUACCUUGGCGUAAUUAUGGAUCCAAGGUUACCUUGAAAAUAAUUUAUUUUAACUUAGCUUAAUUAACCCUUUAACUCCUUGAAGUGAUUAACAUGUAACUACUCCCAUUAACAUCCAUACAUCAUCCAGCAAACAGGUAAUGAGAAUACUGAGACUUAUCAGGUAGAAGUUAACUUGAUCUGAUAACAAAUUCUGGUAACUAAUUUACAAGGAAAUGUGUAGCAACUAGUAGGGACAAUUAAAAAUCAGAUUAUGGGAGUUAGUGUUGGAAUGCAUCAAAACUAGCAAAGGAAAUCUAUAAUUACAAAGUUAAAUGCCUUUUUUUCCAGAGGUUAGGUUUUAAGGGACUAAAUGUAAUGUUGGAAAUUACUAUUGAUUUUUCUUUUGUACAAUAGUUUGUUCUGUCAGCAAAGGGGGGGUGCAAAGGAAAUCUUAAAUUAAGCUUAAAAUUGUGUUGAACAUUCAAUGCUUUGGUCAGUGGCAAGGUUUCUGAGCCUUGUCUUAAAUGUCAAACUGACUUUUUUUAUAUUUCUGAUAGUGAAGUACCAAAUUCAACUUGGGUUGCAAAGGGCUUAAAGACUAAUGAAUCAAUUCUCAAAAAUCUCCCCAAAACUGCAUUGGGACCGGUUGAUAUGUAGUUCCAGUGUUGGCGAUUUAGGGCCCCUGGUCCAAGUACAUUGGAUAAUAUGGACCCUCUGGACUAAAUCCACCAGAUGAUAUGGACCCCCCUCGGGCAAAGUAGAUGUCUGUAUAACAGUUUUCUCUCCAUUAUGAAAUUUUCCUGUAAAGUCACGUAAACGUUCUUUCAACCCUCUUGAUUCUGGUCAGAGAAUCCUCAUUGUUGAAUGCACCACACAAUUUCAUACUUGGUUAAAGAUUUCCUUUGCACCCCUAGCUGGAUUGGCGGGUCCAAAUCCGCCGUGAGAACGCACAGGGGCAUCCCUUGGAUCCCUUACGAUGACCAAUUUACAUUAUUGAAUCAGUUGGGUUUAAUACGAACCAACAAAUUGUCCAACUCCCAGUUGGCUUGUUAGCUCAGUUGGUAGAGCACUGCACUGGUAUCACAGAGGCCAUUGGUUCAAAUCCGUACGGUCCCGAAUUUGUCUUUCAGGUCUUUGCUUUCAAACAUUCCAAAUUGCCUUGUUACCCCCUCAGAAAGUCAUGCCUCCCGAAACUAAACUGAAAUUUCGGGCAACUUGACUCAGGUUUCGGGGAACAAGACUUCGGGCGAGAUGACUCGGGCGACUCGACCGGUUACCCACGCAGCACCACAGAUUCUCUAGAAACUUGUACUCCCUUUACCCCCUGGAUCUGUCCGAGGGUUGGUUGAGCUAUGGCUGGUCUGGGCCUAAGUGUGCUGUUCCCUUGGUAACCUCUCUCGCUGUUGACAGUAGAAAUGGCGGAUUAUUUUGGCGUGAGAGACCAGAGGUGUGUUUGAACGUCCUUCAGAGCGUCUUAAGGAACAAAAUGACUGAUAUAUUGUGUCGGUGGCUUAACGAAGAUGUUAAACUGAGCAGAAUUAUAGACCCCAUAAACAUUGCCAAGGAGUUUGCUACAGGUUACUUGCUUGGGGAACUCUUAAAUAAACAUGGCUUACAGGAGGACUUCUCCUCCUUCUCUCAGAACACCACCUCUGAAUCAAAACUUCAUAAUUUCACACGGCUGGAACCAACCCUAAAGUUGUUAGAAGUUCCCUACGAUACGAAUGUGGCACAAGCUAUUAUGAGUGAGAAUCACAGUGCUAUCACAAGACUGAUGUACCAACUCUUUAUAGCACUUGGAAAGAAAUCUAAAAUGGGACUAACUGGAGUCGCUAUGGAAACCAUGAGACCUAGUGGUCCAGUGAAGCUGGAAAGUAUUGAAAGUGGACUUUACAAAGAGCGACUGAAGCAGUUAACCAAACGACAAGUGGAUUUGAAUUUUGAGCAGUUAGUUCAGAGAUACCAAGCCAAACAGAAAGAGCAAGAAGACUUGGCAUUGAAGGCAAAGUUUGAGGAAGAGGAAAGAAUGAGGAAAUACUUACAAGGACAAAGACAACAAGGCCUAGAUAAGUCAAGACAAGCCAAACAAAAACAGUUGGAGAUGAUGGGUAAAAUAAGGGAUGCAACAGUGAGGAUUCCCAAACCUCCUGAUUCCAAGAAAACAGCAAAAUCACGUACUGAAAUCAGACGUCAAAGAGAAGCAGAGGAGGUAAAGGAGAGCAUUGAUGCAUUUGAAGCAAGCAUGAGGGCUGUGAUUCCGCCAGCUAGCCCAAUAGGAUUUGAGGGAGAAUCUAACCGAGAGGUAGACACUGAAAUUGACACAUUCCUCAGCACCCAAUCUCCAAAGAAGCCUGUGGAUCCAUUGUCAUACAUAAAACCUAGAUCAAAUGCUGAUUACAUCAACAAAAUCAGGACAAGACUAGAGGAAAACUCAGUUGCUAGAAAGGAAAGAGAAAAGAGAAGAAGGAGAGUCUUGAUUGAACAGAUGAAGGCACAUGAAGCUCAGGAAGAAGCGCAUCGUGAAGAGAUGCUUGUGAACAGACUCAUGAGACAAUCACAGCAGGAGAGAAGGAUUGCUGUCCAACUUAUGCAGAUUCGUCAGGAGAAAGAAGUCAUUCGACAGAAUAGGAUAUUUAGAGAGAAACAGUAUGCAGAGAGAAGACUGAAAGACUUUGACGAUGCAUUAACAAGAGAAGCGGAAUUGUGUCGUCAAGCUAGAAUAGAAUAUGCAGAAGAGACAAGGAAAGCCCAGGAAUUGAAUGAUAAAUUAAAAGCAGAAAUUGCAGAGGCAAAGUACCAAAAGCACUAUAACAUCUGCAGGGAGGUUUUGUCACAGAUUGUGGACUUUUCCUGUAAAGUAGGAGAAUAUAGAGAACUCACUGAAAAACUCAUUCCACCCAAGAUGUUCAGGGAAUGGAAAGCACUGUUUCUAGAGGGACUUCCCAUUUACGAGGAUCAGCCACCAGAAGAGUCUAGUGCUGAACUUUCCAAACAGAAAGAAAUUGAGAAAGAAAAGGAAGAUUUGAUGGAUGAAGGAGACUUUUUAGAGUACAAAAAUUUGAUUGGUGAAUGGACUCCCAUUGAAGGAUCAGAAAUCCAGGGACCUGCAAAGGAUAAUGCAGUCCUAGGUCACAUCAUUCACAGGCUCUUCAACAUUGUUUCACCACCAGAGGCACCUCCACCUCCACCUGAGUUUCCACCUUUUCCAAUCAAGGUCUGUUUUCUUGGAAAGUUUUUUAGUGGGAAAACCACAACAAUCAAUAAAAUUAUUGAAGGUCAUCGAAUGGUUCGACUCUCAGUGGAUGAUCUUGUUGUAGAUGCCAUUGAUGCUUUUAAAAGCAAUGAAUGUAUUGAGGAACCUCCAGAGGAGACAGCAAUACUGGUUGAAGGGACCUCUUCUAAGAGAGUGAGCAUCAAUGAAGAGAUUGGUAAGGGUAAAGAUCAAGCAUCUGAGGAGUCUAGGGCUGUGACACCACAGUCAGGUGCACCAGAAGAAAUAAUGGGAGAACGGAGAGAAAGUGAAGAUCCUAACAAAAUGGAAGAAAAACAAGUCAGUGAAGCUGUAGAUGUGGAAGAAAAAAGAGAUAAGACUAAAGAAGAACUCGAGAAAGAAAUGACGGACAUAAAAGAUGAUGACCAGAAAUCACCAUCUAAGUCUAAAGAGCUAGAGCCUGUUUUAUCAAGAACUAAUGGGCCUACUCUCACUGUCCGUGCUAAACUGGGUUCAAAGGCUUAUAGCUUUCUUAAAAAGGGAAAAACCACACCGGACCAAUUAUUAGUUGAUAUCAUGGUAGAAGCUGUCAGGCAAGUCCCAGAGGGUACCGGUUGGAUCAUGGAUGGAUUUCCUAGUACCAUUAAUCAAGCCAAGUUGCUGGAAAAAUCACUCAGUGGAUAUGAUGCACAGAAGGAAGCUAAGGAUGCUAAAGCUGCCAAAGAGCCUAGUAAAGUCAGCAAGACCAAGAAAUCCAGACUGGCACCAGACCCUCAUCCUCCACAUGAGACUCCUGCACCCAAGAGUGGUAUUGACUUGGUGUUGUUGUUUGACCUGCCUGAUGAAGUGUCACUAAAGAGAGCUGAAGGAAGAAUGUAUGAUCCCACAUCUUCCCAGCAAUACCAUCAAGAGUAUAAUCCACCAGUAGAAGGCAGUUACACAGGAAUUAAUAAACAUGAAAAAGUUAUCCCCGUGACUGAUCCAUCAAAUGACCGUGAGCAGGUCCAGCAGAGGAUUGUAGGCUUUGGUGAUGGCUGGCCAAAGCUGGAAAAAUGGUUUACUAAGUUUGGUGUUCUUCAACGUAUUGAUGCAAACACCAGUCAAGAUGAACUGUAUGAUGAAGUAUCAGCCCUUCUGAAUGAAACUUAUCAGAAAUUAAUUGCACCACCUGAGGAGCUUCCUUCUGAACCCUCUGUUCACCCAGGACAAGCAGCUGAAGCUGAGACUCCAUCAGGUACUCAGUUAACUACUGGUGAUGGGCCUUCAGGUGAGGGCUUGGGAAGUGAGGGUGUUACAGCUCCUCCAGAAAGUGCUGCUCCACCAUCUGAGGCUCCUUCUGAGGUAGGCAAGUCAGAGAAGGGUACCUCAAAGAGUAAAGCAGACUCUAAACCAGGCUCUCCAAAGUCCAGGAAAAGCAAGAAGGAGCGUUCACCCUCCCCACCAGCAUCGAAGAAAGGAACCAAAAGUCGCACCCCAUCCCCCUCCAGUUCUAAAAAAGGCUCAAGAUCAGGUUCCAAAUCACCAUCAGCGUCAAGAAAAGGUUCGAGGCCUACUUCCAAGGGAUCAAGACCGGGAUCAAAGAGGGCUAAAUCUGCCAAAAAAAGCGCUGAAGAGCCAGAGGAGGAGAUUGCACCUGAACCCCAAGGACCACCUGAACCAGAGCCUGGGUCCGAGGACUGGGAAUAUGUUGACCAAGCCAUUGAUGCGGAUUUUGCUGGAGUUCUUGUAUCUCAGUGGGAAAAUACUGAAGAUGUCUAUGUUGACUCUUGUAAAAACGUCUUUGGAUUGAUCAGACGGGAAAGAGAACUUAUCCACAGAUAUUUCUACGGAGUAAGAAAAGAUUUUGUAGCGUUUUUGAAGAGGCCAGACGAGAAACAGGAAUAUGUCCUUCAAUGGCAAAAGUCGUACAAUGAAGUGAGUGAAGAUAUGAGAGGAGACGAGGAUACCAAGGCGGAGCUUCACCAGCAGCUAGACGACCUGUGUGAUCGUUUGCACGAUAUCUGUGACAAUCGAAAAGACUUGGCAGAGAAGGAGCGACAAUCAGUGAUGAGUGAAGGCUGGCUGGAAGAUCGGCUUGGUCUCCUUACAAACUUCUACAUCACACUAAUGCAAGCAGAAGUCGACAGAUACCAAGAUACAGUGCGGCUGCUGAGGGACUAUUAUGUUGGUAUGGAAGGCAAAACACCAUCAGAAGUUAUCACAGAAUACGCACGCUUACCACUUGUGGAACUACCAUUGGCUGUAAGACCACAAUCUGCGUCAUCCAAGUCUGGAGGAAGUGAGAGUGUAACCAACUUAACAGCUGCUGAAAAGACUGAGGUGAAAAGUCCAUCUGGUAAAAAAGACAGAGAUAAGAGUUCAAAGACUCCUGAACCUUCAGAAGCACCUGAGGAGGAACAAAAGCCUCGUAUACCUUUAGUUCCUCGCCGUCCGAAGUCUGGAGAACCAGGCACUGGAAAAGGAAAAGACAAGAAAAGUGACAAGAAGAAGGACAAAACAGCUGACCCUGAUAAACCAGAUACCCCUGUGCCUCCUUCAGACCCGGAUGAGAAACUCGUCUUUGAUGCUUUUGUAAUGGCUCUGACAAUCAUCGAGACAAUGGCCUUGAUAGAUCAGACAGAGCAAGAGGCUGAGGCUAUAAGACAGGCCGAGCUAGAAAAAGAAAAAGAGAAAGAAGCCAUGCAGAAAAAAGCAAAAGACAAGAAAGACAAGAAAGGAAGGAAGAGUCCUGGAAAGGGUGGAUCACCAUCUAAGGCAGAGACACCUCCUCCGCCUCCACCAGAAAACCAAGAAGGAGUGUCUGAAGAAGAGAAGCUCAAACAGAAAACAAAGGAGAGAGCAAGAAAAGAAUUUCUUGGUGCUGUUGGCUCAGAAGACAAUGGAUUAAAAACUCGCUUUGAAAUGAUCAAGAACCAUGCCAUGGCGGUUCUACAGGAACUUAAGGGAAAGGCGGAUUCUACUUACAAAGACAUGGAUGACUGGCUGGGGGAUAGGUUCCUGCAAGAAACUGAAAGCAUCAAAGAAAUGGCAGAGAGCAUACGUUUUGCAGUGGAGAAAGAGGAAAAGUUACAAGAAGAAAGUCUUCUGAUGGACAAAGAUUUUGUUCUCGAUCUGGACACCAAGACAUUUAAGACACCCACACCACCGCCGCCUCCAAGCCCUACUGAGGUGCCUCAGUGUGACACGUUUACUGUGACUCAACUCUUGCACUUACAUCGACAGAUGUUGGAGACAGCCCCAAGUGGUAUCAUUUCCAAUCGAGCAUUUUGUGACACCUUCAUGGAUAUGACAGCUUUAACACACGGAAUGGAACUGCUUCCAGACUCGUGGAUGAACAUAACACAGCCACAGCUACAGGAUGUGUGCACAUUACUUGCUCUGGACACUGAAUUCAUUGAUUGGCGGAGGUUUCUUUUGGCGGCCGCGCAGCCCUGGCCCCCAGCAUCAAAGAUGGAUUUGUUGUUAACGCUGAAGCGCUGUCGUGAGGUAGACACUACACUGUCAGGAACGUUAACUCAGUCACAGUUUGAACAGGUAGGAUUGUGGUUCUCCGGACAACAAGAGCUUGAAAACCCUCAAGACCCGGAUCUGCCUCCUACGUUUGACAGACUAGGCAAGCUAAAGAAUGCGUUUUAUCAGAUAUUUGCAGAUUAUAACGAUGGCGUCCCAUCGGUGGAUUACCUUGAUAUGCUGUUGUACUUUGCUGCCCACCCAGACCCCUUGGAGGGUUUUCUUCGCGGACUGAGUCUUGCUGCGAACCAACCAAUGCCGUCCAGCAAGUCUUUAGUUCAUCUCCCUCAACCAAUGACGGAAGAAUAUGGUGGUGACGUUAGUGUCCCACAAAUUCAGGAACCCGCAUCACCACCUCCUGAAAUGAACUCACUUGUGACACUGGACACGCUGAUGAAGGUUUUUCAUCAUGGAGAAGGGCAACGGGAAGACACUUACCGCCUCAAUGUUACUGCUGACCCAGAUGACACAUUUGCAAAGGAACGCUUGGCGGGUGUAUUUGUGGAGCUUGGUGCCGAGGAAACAGAAGCCGUACCAUUCCACCUCUUAUACCAGCAUCCCAUUGUACAGGACUGCAUGCAUAUGUGUCAGCGGUUUAAAACAUUGGAUCUUCGAAACUCUUUCAAGAGUUCUUCAGUUGAUUCAUUUGAGUAGUUGUUGGCAGCUGUAUGACUUUCCAGGUCUUUGUGCUCGUUCGCAUUCGACACAUUUGACAUGCAUAUUUGUAUACCUUUGUGAUUUUAAGAUGUACGGGAAGCUUGCACACGUUAACUUAACUUAUGACGAUGUAUUUCUUGGACGUGCA